Messenger RNA from Aspergillus brunneoviolaceus CBS 621.78, 1722 nucleotides. Its product is annotated as MDR family MFS transporter. Bases 1 to 1722 code for a protein of 573 amino acids. Gene Ontology annotation, molecular function: transmembrane transporter activity. The record is from RefSeq and is a predicted model, not a curated record. Gene Ontology annotation, biological process: transmembrane transport. The transcript has 4 exons. NCBI's taxonomy places the organism in Eukaryota, Fungi, Ascomycota, Eurotiomycetes, Eurotiales, Aspergillaceae.
AUGGAAGCGACUUCGUCUCCGUCUCAACCUGCGACUGCAAAGACGCACGGCUCGGGCGUUUCGGACAAUAACGAACAUUUAUUGAGCCAUGGCCCAGAACCAGGCACUUCGCCGUUGCAAAUUCAAAGGCUCGAAUCGGGUCAGGAUGCCCCGGUAGCUCGCAGCAACUGGAAGAUCUUUGCGACCAUGAUUGCUCUUUCGCUUGCUCUUUUCAUCUCAGCCCUAGACCAGACCAUUGUGGCUACGGCCACCCCCACCAUCUCGUCAGAAUUGCACUCCGCAUCGGGCUAUGUCUGGAUCGGAGGUGCAUAUCUCCUGGCCAAUGCGGCUAGUUCUAAUAUCUGGGCCAAUCUCUCCGAUAUCUGGGGACGAAAGCCCGUUCUGCUCACUGCCGUUGCCUUGUUCUUUGGCGCAUCGAUCAUCUGCGCUACUGCGGUUGACAUGCCUAUGUUGAUCGCGGGUCGUGGCUUACAAGGCAUAGCUGGUGGUGGACUCAUUCAGUUGAUUACCAUCACUAUCUCUGACUUGUUUAGUGUUCGACUUCGCAGCCUCUUCAUGGGGCUCAUCGAGUUCAUUUGGGCUAUUGCGGGGGCCAUGGGCCCUCUUGUCGGUGGUGCUUUCACCCAGUCCGUCUCCUGGCGAUGGAUUUUCUGGAUCAACCUCCCAGUCUGUGGAACGGCUUUUGUGCUACUUUUCUUCUUCUUGGACAUUCACAACCCUAGGACGCCAGUGCUGGCCGGCAUCAAGGCAGUCGAUUGGUGGGGUAGCUUCUCCAUGCUUGCCCUCAUCAUCUUGCUGCUGUUGGGGCUGGAUUUCGGAGGAGCCACGUUCCCCUGGGGCUCGCCGAAAGUGAUUUGUCUGAUCGUAUUUGGCGCCUUGAUGUCGGUCGCCUUUAUUUAUAGUGAGAAGCGCUUGGCUAAGUAUCCGCUCAUGCCACUGGGUGUCUUCCACAACAGAUCCAACGUUGCCUGCUUUCUGGUCGCAUUCACCCACGGCUUUGCUUUCCUCGGAUCGGAGUACUAUCUUCCGACCUAUUUCCAGUCAGCAAAAGAAGCAACUCCCUUCCACUCUGGACUUAUGAUUCUUCCAUUCGUGCUCACCGAAGCCGCUCUAAGUCUGUUUGCUGGUUUGUUUAUCCAUGGCACUGGCCGAUACCUGGAGAUCGUCUGGGCGGGAACCACCCUCGUUGUUCUCGGUGUCGGGCUAUUCAUCAAUCUCGACACCGCCUCAUCGCUGGGUAAGAUUAUUGGGUACCAGAUUGUAACCGGCAUGGGAUGCGGCUUGCUCUUCUUCCCGCCCCUUCUUGCUCUACAAAGCAACGUUUCGCAACGGGACACUGCAAGCGCGACCGCAACAUUUGGAUUCAUCCGCAACGUGGCGAUGGCCAUGUCGGUGGUUCUGGGUGGCGUCGUGUUCCAGAACAGUAUGGAAAUGCGGCAGGGAGAUCUCCGCGCCGCAGGCUUGUCGUCGUCAUAUCUGGAGGAGUUCUCGGGGUCGGAAGCUGCGUCCAAUGUGGUGAUCAUCUCUUCUGUUCAGGAUGCGGAUCAACGUCAUGCGGUAACCAACGCCUAUGCCUGGAGUCUUCGUAACAUCUGGAUUCUGUAUGCGUGUGUGGCGGCUGUUGGUUUUAUUGCCAGCAUGUUCAUCACCCGGCAGCAUCUUAGUAAGGAGCAUGUGGAGACCAAGACUGGACUGAAGGAGAAGGAAUCGACCAGCUCAUAG